Alternaria conjuncta is the source of this 705-nucleotide messenger RNA. RefSeq lists its product as uncharacterized. The transcript has 2 exons. NCBI's taxonomy places the organism in Eukaryota, Fungi, Ascomycota, Dothideomycetes, Pleosporales, Pleosporaceae. Bases 1 to 705 code for a protein of 234 amino acids. The record is from RefSeq and is a predicted model, not a curated record.
AUGGCGACGCAGCAUAAUCACGACGAUCCGAGAGGGUUUGGCAUGCAUAGUGAGACGCCGGUUGUAACGAACGAAGAAGAGUGCGAAGAUGAAGAAACAGAAACGGACGAGGAAGAGGAAUACUACGUAAAUCAUCAAGAAGUUGCUGCCGAACACAAGACCGAAGCAACCCGUUUCGAGGAUCAAGCACAAGCUCUCAAGAAAAGACUACAAAAUGGCGAGAGGAUACCUCUGGGAGACAUCAGCGGCAACUAUACGCUUUACUCGUCUCAACAUUUGGACAUAUAUGCUCAGAAUCCAGACCAGUGGUGGGAAAAGAGAAAUAACAUCGAAGACUGGGAAGCCGGAAGCCUGAAAAUCGGUAGGCAGUACUUAGAGCCACUGUUGCCUAAAGGUGAUAAAGAAAUUGGAGUCAAGCUCGAUCUCAUGGACGAACCGGAAGACGGGUUUUGGAUGGACAUCAGGAGCCCUCCGCAGUUCGCGUCACAAGACCCAGCCGGAACGUUUGCCUAUGGCACUGUGGAUGAGGCUGCCUUUGAUUGUCAACUCAUGUUCUUGGGUGAGGGUGUGUUGGAGCUCUGCUUUCCAGGCAACAAAUUGAGGUGCAGAGGAUUGCCUGGCUAUGUGCGUUACGUUGGUGUCUGGGGUGCGAUGGACGACUCGGAUGACGAUUUUGAUUAUGAUUCGGAACCUUUUGGAUACUGA